Messenger RNA from Tigriopus californicus, 1580 nucleotides. Its product is annotated as elastase-1-like. The transcript has 5 exons. The record is from RefSeq and is a predicted model, not a curated record. NCBI's taxonomy places the organism in Eukaryota, Metazoa, Arthropoda, Copepoda, Harpacticoida, Harpacticidae. Gene Ontology annotation, biological process: proteolysis. The coding region runs from base 111 to 1430 and encodes 439 amino acids. Gene Ontology annotation, molecular function: serine-type endopeptidase activity.
AUUUCUUAUUAUUCCAAAGAUGUUUUGAUUCCAUUCUAUUCCUGAAGCCAAGCAUAUAAAUACUGCGGAGGAAUGACUGUUCUUCAGUAAGUGCCCGCUUUGAGUCCAUCAUGAAAUCGCAGAUUUUGGUGUUUUUCGCUGUGUACGCCAUUCACUCCUUGGUAGAAGGUUCCGGAAGUGGAGUCGACAUCACGGUUUCCGAUGUACCAGCGAUCACUUCUCGAAUGAGCUUGAUUGAUUCGCCAGUAGCUUGCAAUCAGAGGGUGAGGGUCAGGCCAGGAUUUUCGUAUUCCUUCAACAGUCCAGCGGGUCAACUUGGAACAACUUCGAGGUGCGUUUGGAAGUUCGUCAUACCCGCCAACUCGGAAUCGGUCCUUACAUGUGACCGCUAUCAAGUCCCAUGCUCUUGGAGGCACCUGUUCAAAAUAGGUGGAACCAAUUUUUGCACCGCGAGCACGGGGGUGUUCACGAACUACGGCUUCACAAUCAGCAAUUCGCGGCGACUCACUUUACCAGUGGUGUUCAGGAUCCAUAGAAGGGCCUCAGAUAUUGGGGAAGGUGUCCAAGGCUGUCGUGUUUACCUGGUUGAGCCAACUUCCACAUCUACCACCACCACUCCAAGCCCAACCACUCCAAGCCCAACCACCCCAACCACGGUAGCAUCUUCAUCUACCAAUCAACCGCAAUCCCAAUGUGGAAGGAGCUCUACGAACAGAAUAGUGGGAGGAAAUGUGGCCACGCCCAACGACUAUCCUUGGAUUGCAUUUAUCUAUACACAGCGAGUGGUCGAUGGUCAGACCCAAGGCUACGUCUGCGGCGGCACUAUCCUCAAUAACAACUGGUUGGUGACCGCGGCCCAUUGUGUUCAGGGUGCCGCGUCGGUGAGUGUGAGGAUGGGUUGUCACGACUACGACGUAUGCGAGGCUGUGAUAGCUGCGAGUUCGUUUUUAAUCCAUCCCAACUACAACACCCAGAACUUAGAUAGUGACAUUGCUUUGAUUCAGUUGGUCUCUCCGGUGACAUUUAGCACGAACAUCCAACCUGCUUGCCUCCCAGCCUCGGAUUUGCCGGAUAAUACGGAAAUCACCGUGGCCGGAUGGGGCUUGACCUCCACUGUCCCGAAUGCUACAAUUUCUAGCGUGCUCAAGGAAGGCACAAUGUAUUCCAAACCCGCCAGUGUGUGUAUCAGUCACUACGGCCCCACUUUCAAUAGCAACACUCAGAUUUGUGGAGAAGAUAUUGGGAUCAAUGCCAAUGCCAAUAUUUGCAGUGGCGAUUCUGGAACGUCAAUGGGCACUUAUUUGAAUCAACAAUUUCAAUUGGAUGGGGUCAAUUCGUUCGUGAGCUCUGCAGGAUGUGACGCUGGUCCCCAAGGAUUUGUGCGUGUGUACGCGUUUGUCCCGUGGAUCCUAAACAAUAUUCAACCAUAAAUUAUUUCCAUGGAAACCCGGUUACAGUCUACAUAUACAGCACUUAUAGAGGUCCUUGCACCCGGAAAAUCAGGAAUGAUUCGACUUAUGACUAAUUAGCUUCACCUUUUUGUGACUAUCUUCAACCAUCUACAGACGUCUUUGGUAUUU